GCCACGCCCCCAGUGUGCAGGGCCAAUCAACGGAGAGCGAAUGACUUUGGCUCUAGUUCCCUGUAAUUAGUUUGCCUGGCACUGAAGAGGCGCUGGGGAAUGAGGUGAGCGGUGCGGAGGUGAAGUCGCUGUUUUAGAUCUCCAUACGAGCAAGUACGAUGAAUCCGUUGGGCCUUUUUCUCAUUUACCUUUACACUUGUGCACUGACCCCAGUGUCUGGUUAUCCCAAUGGUAAAGUGACUUCUGCCUGCAGAUCUAUGCGCCCUGACCAUGGCCAUGCUCCACAAUCUGAGCCCAUUCACAGCAUUAAUGUAGAAAAAACUAUUUUUAAACCAGGAGAUCGCAUUAAAGUCACCUUGUCUGGAUCUCGCUUUGAUGGAUUUCUGGUUCAAGCUCGUGAUGCAGAGAACUUGGAAGGCAGUGCUGUGGGAUCAUUUUCUUUAACUGAUGAGAGGAUUUCCCAGCUUUUGACUUGUGAUGGCAUCCAGAAUUCAGCUGUCAGUCACACCAGCAAGGAGAGAAAGCUUCAAGUUGAGUUAUUUUGGAUUGCUCCUGCCAACAGCCCAAAGCAUAUUCAGUUUCUAGCUACAGUAGUUGAAAAAUAUAAAAUCUAUUGGGUGAAGAUUCCCGGCCCUAUUAUAUCACAGCCCAACGCACCAUCAAUUGCACCUAAGAUUCCCAGUAGCACGAUACCAGUGGUACCGCCACCAUCUUUAUCACUUCAUAAACGUUUUAAUUCAGCAGGCUGUGGCAGCAGUAAGUUCUGCAUCCGAAAUCCAGUCUCCUGUGACCCAGAGCAUAAUCCUGAGUGCUUCUUCCUGUCCUUCAGAAAAGAUGGCCAAUCUGUACUAGUUGAGAUGAGUGGACCAGGACAAGGCUAUAUUUCUUUUGCCUUAUCACAUGAUCAGUGGAUGGGGGAUGAUGAUGCCUACUUGUGUGUCAAAGAAGACGAUGGUGUUCAGAUAAAUCCAGCCUACAUCAGGGGACGAUCUCACCCUGAAGUGUCAUCUAUGGAUGUUCUUAGGGAUGUUGCAUGGCGGCUGGAAGAUGGUGUAAUUCAGUGUUCUUUUAGAAGAAACCUCCAAAUUCCUAUCCCUAAAGAACGAUUUGACCUGGGUCGGAGUUACUUCAUUUUUCUUGCUGAUGGUGAUGCAAAGGAUGGUCUCCUUUACCGACACCACAGGCAACCUCUAAUGACAAACCGAAAGUAUUGUAUCACUGACUUUCCUGAAGAUGUGGGGGGAUCGCGAUCCCCACUUAUAAUAAAGUUACACGGUGCUAUGAUGUUUAUUGCGUGGAUGACUACUGUGAGCAUUGGGGUCAUUAUUGCCCGAUUCUUCAAACCAGUCUGGCCUACUUCGUCUUUGUUUGGUGAAAAAAUUUGGUUCCAGAUUCACCGCUGCCUUAUGAUCACUACAGUGUUUCUAACAGUUGUUGCUUUUGUAUUGCCUUUUAUAUACAGAGGAUACUUUAGUAAACGUGCAGGUUAUCAUCCCCAUCUGGGGGUCACUGUGAUGAUUUUGACAGUUCUUCAACCUGUUUUGGCAGUUUUCAGACCUCCACCUCAAACACAUAGGAGAGGGAUAUUUAACUGGACUCAUUGGGCUACUGGUACUGCUGCCAGGAUUAUAGCAGUGGCUGCAAUGUUUCUUGGGAUGGAUUUACAAGCAUUGGACCUUCCUGAUCCAUGGGACACCUACACCAUGAUUGGCUUUGUACUAUGGCACGUUUUUGUAGAUCUCCUGCUUGAGGCUCAUGGGUUCUGUCUCUUAAAGAAAGAGUAUAUUUCAAGGCUGCUUUGUCACCAGUAUGGACUUUUUAUUGGUGGAUCUAAAUGGUCAGAUCCUCAAAGCAUCAUGGUUGUUUUGGUCCCCUCUGUACUGGAGGGACAAGCAAGAUAUUCAGCUAAAACAAUGGAAGAGGAUCAAAUAGGAAUUUUGAACUCGUCCCCCGAUGAAGCAGAGGGCCAUACCUUUAAGAAGAUUGUGAUGACGGUCUAUAUAUGUGGAAACCUUGCAUUUCUCAUAACCUUCCUAGCUGCAAUCAACCAACUUUGAAGUCCAUGUAGGACUCUGCCCUGUAUUGCUGCUUUGACUUGGCAAGAAGUGACCGCUUUGAAUCUCCGUUUAAUUCAUUCUUGCAACGACUGCUUCUCCUGCUGCUAUAGACUGGUAACCACUACCCUGAAAUAACACCAUGUGCCUUGGUAGGAUCUGAUUGUUCAGAUAAAAGAAGACCUAGGGGGCCUAUUUAUCAUGCCGCGUAAACCUCACAGGUGAUGUUACCCAUAGCAACCAAAUAGCAAUUGGAUUUUAACACUCGCCUACAUGUUAGGAAGCAAAAGCAAAGAUCUGAUUGGUUGCUAUGGGUAAGACCACCAGUGAUGUUUUUCUCCUCUGUUUGAUAAAUAGGCCCAACAUGUUAAUUAAUUAUAGAGGUAUUUUUUUUAUUCUGUCCAUUCGGCAGCUGAACUCAGCUUUGUGAGUUGACUGCUUAGAAUACAUCAGAGAAUAUUUGUUAUGCUGAGAGUAUAAACACUGGACCAAUUGCCACAACAGUGUCAAAAAUAUAUUUCUUGUUCUUACGGAGGUGCCUAAAAUGUUUUUUUUUCCUUCUUAUAUAUUUAUAACAUUUAAAUAUGAAUUGUCUAUUGAGCUAUUUAAACAGAACUUAAAAUGUUGCCUUUUAUUAAAGGUUCUCCUUU
This is a messenger RNA of Xenopus laevis (African clawed frog), 2704 nucleotides long. RefSeq names its product ferric-chelate reductase 1 L homeolog (gene frrs1.L). The record is from RefSeq and is a predicted model, not a curated record. Lineage: Eukaryota; Metazoa; Chordata; Amphibia; Anura; Pipidae. The coding region runs from base 159 to 2057 and encodes 632 amino acids. Gene Ontology annotation, biological process: intracellular iron ion homeostasis. The transcript is spliced from 17 exons. Gene Ontology annotation, molecular function: oxidoreductase activity, acting on metal ions. Gene Ontology annotation, cellular component: membrane; extracellular matrix.